Molecule: messenger RNA, 5782 nt
Organism: Mus musculus (house mouse)
Lineage: Eukaryota; Metazoa; Chordata; Mammalia; Rodentia; Muridae
Gene: Ak3
Product: adenylate kinase 3
Exons: 5
Coding region: 894-1685 (263 amino acids)
Biological process (GO): UTP metabolic process; ADP biosynthetic process; AMP metabolic process
Cellular component (GO): mitochondrion; mitochondrial matrix
Molecular function (GO): AMP kinase activity; nucleobase-containing compound kinase activity; nucleoside triphosphate adenylate kinase activity
Source: RefSeq, a predicted model, not a curated record
UGUUAUUGUUUUUAUUCACAGUACUGUUUCAAAAAGCCUUACUUCCACCCCUGGACAAACAAGCAAGAAAACAAACGGACAGCAGUAGAAACUCGGGUUUGUUCAGCAUAGCAUUCUCGGAGGCCUCUAAGUACAGUGGCACACAGUAGGCACUGGGUAGCUCUUCCUGAAAUGAAUGCAUUUCUGAAGGAGCUAGUAUGUUUGACCUCUGCGGAAGUUAACGGUGACAGCUACUUUUGGUUCUGAAAGUGGAUUCAGGGAGAUGAGACACAUACUUCACUUGAUGAAAGCUUCUGUGAGGAGGGUUCCAGGUCACCCCUGGAGGAGAAGGAAAUGGGGUGAAAAGGCAGAGGGAAGAAGGUCAAGGGAGGAUUGGUGUGAAAAGGUGGGGAACACCUGGUGAACCAGAGGGGCCGAGGGGACACAACACGGGGGCAUGCUGCUUCCUGUUGGGUCUGAGCAGGACAGAACUUGGCUCUUAGAAAAGACUAAGGGUGAAAAAGGUGAACACAGAGGGGGGAAAAAAAUGAAAUCCAGGCACUCAGAGGUGCCAGCGGGAGACUAGAAGUAGAACGGGGUGCUCAGAGGUUGUCCACUGGGGAGAAUGCAGACGGGCGCAGCCUGCAGGCUGGGACCAGGCAGCACAGGGCACGAGGGUCUGGGGAUGCCAAGAGGCGCCGGGUGGAGCUCAAGGGAGUGGGGUGCAGGGGCGCGGAGGGGCGGUGCAGCAGCCGGCGGGGCGGCCCCGGUGGCCGUCGCUCACUUCCGGGAGAGCCGGGCGUCCUGGCCACCGCCCGCUUGCAGCUGCCAGCCCUCCAGGGCCGCGGAGCCUGUGAGCGCGCAGGCCAGGCCACAGACCAGCGUCUGCGCAGCUCGGACCACCGCCAGCCACCAUGGGGGCGUCGGGGCGGCUGCUGCGCGCCGUGAUCAUGGGGGCCCCGGGCUCCGGCAAGGGCACCGUGUCGUCACGCAUCACCAAACACUUCGAGCUGAAGCACCUCUCCAGCGGGGACCUGCUCCGCCAGAACAUGCUGCAGGGCACAGAAAUCGGUGUGUUGGCCAAGACUUUCAUUGACCAAGGAAAGCUGAUCCCAGAUGACGUCAUGACUCGGCUGGCCCUUCACGAGCUCAAAACCCUUACCCAGUGUAGCUGGCUGUUGGAUGGAUUUCCAAGGACACUUCCACAGGCAGAAGCCCUGGAUAAAGUUUAUCAGAUAGACACAGUGAUAAAUCUCAACGUGCCCUUUGAGGUCAUUAAACAGCGCCUUACUGCUCGCUGGAUACAUCCUGCCAGUGGUCGAGUAUACAACAUUGAAUUCAACCCUCCCAAGACUGUGGGCAUUGAUGACCUGACCGGAGAACCUCUGAUUCAGCGCGAGGAUGACAAACCAGAGACAGUGAUCAAGAGACUAAAGGCCUAUGAAGCCCAGACAGAGCCGGUCCUGCAGUAUUACCAGAAGCCGACAGCCCGGCCACAUCAGGAAGUACCCACAUCUCAGCUUCAGCACACAGGCCCGUGCUACACAUCACCUUGUGAGCUGGGGUCUUCCUAUUCUUCCCAGCUACCCUACGCUGAAGGAAGCAAGGCUUGGAGAUGCUGGCUGUUUAGCAGGACUCUGGUGCUUUGCAACAGUUACUUACAGACACUUCUGGUUCUCCUUCUUCAUUUUUAUCUGCAGUGCUAGGAAUGGAGCCCAGGGCCUCUUGCGUGUUCUACCUUUGACCACAUACCCAGCCCCUGUCCUCUUUUUUUAUGGUCCAACAAAGAUCAUACCUUAUUAAAAACAUCCUUGCUAAUGGCAUCCAUGUUCCAGAGACACAUCCUCUCUCUUUGGACCAGAGCCUCUUCUUUCUGUCGCCACUCUUCUUCCCGCUGCCUCAGUUCUGACACCGCGGUCUGUGCUUUGGCGUGUUCCUGAUCCAAGGACUCAGAGUUAUGCAGUGCUAAGCUGCCAAGUUUCUGCUGGGCUUCAGCAAGAUUCCAUUUACAUGCAACAGAGCUCUUCACAAAUUCUUUCUGCUUUUGGCAAGCCAGCUCAAUCCCGUGGCUAUACAUCUAAAUAAGAAGUAACAACUGUAUUAGUAAGGAAUGAAGGCAGCAGCAAUGACACAGCUCACUGUUUUCCAUCAAAGGGUCUCUGUAGGACGUUUUGGUACAAGGCAUAGCUGUAUUCUUUGUCUACAAUUGCAGUUUACAUCCAUCAAUUCAACUCUGAGCUUCUUUGUUCAUCGAUGCCUCUCCUUGACAACUAACACUACAAAGGCUGGCAAUUGCCAGUGAUUCGCACAGAGAUGACGGACAACAACAAACAUCAGCUGUGUGGGCUCCAGAAUCCUUCCUUCCCCAGGAGGAGGAAAGCAAAGCCACGUCCAGUGCAUCAGUCAUGGCUCCUCAUCCUGAAAACCAGAGCUCUGACCUGUAGAUCUUGCAGUGACCAGUCUUCACUUCAAAGAACCCAUUUAAUGGCUCCUAGUUUCUUUGUGUCAUCACAAUCUGUGACGAUGAGAGAGUUCUUAAUAAAAAAUGCUACUUAAAUGAUUAUGUCACACAGGCACACCUUACCUCAAUCCUAAUGGAAACAGUGACAGUGAAAUCGAAAAGUGCCAACUGGUGACUCUGCUCUACUCAGGAGAAAUCACUUUCAAUACUUCUGUAACUGCUCAUGUAAAUGCAAUGGGAGUUUAGUUCCUUAUAUUCCUUGUCUCAACAACAAAAGUGGAGGGCAUUUUUUAAGGAUUUCUUGGUUAAAUGUACUUCAUACUACUUACUAAGAAUCACUGUUCUUAAUCUGUUGCCAGAACUGUAUCAUUAUUAGAGCCUUUAUUCAUUUACAUCUCAACUGUAUAAAUAUAAUCAUACCUUUUGGUCUUCAUUAGCCAUUCACUACUAGAAUGAUGCUUCAAAAAGAGGGGGCAGUCAUGCUUUUUCCGAGAGUCUAUUAUUAUAAAGCACAGACCCUUUAGUUCCCGUCAGUUUUACUUACUGGCUUAUUCUUCCCACCCUCAGAACCCGAUUAUCCCUUUUCACUGAUAACACUCUGUCCUCUAUCCGAUCCCUGCCCGAUCCCAAGCCUGUUCUUAUCCACUCUCUCCAAACCCAAGGUAUACACAUUGCUAUACUGCUGUUUUUAACAUUAAUAUAUACUUAUUUUCCCUGAUUCCAAGCUUUGUAAGGAGUUAGAAUUUAGUAACAAACUGUUCUGGCACAGGGAGUAAACCUGAGUUUUCUAGCACAUUUGAGAUUUCUACUGGCUGUCUGUGGACAUUGCUCUCCUGUUUCCUUAUUUAGUAGUUAUUUGGGUUUCAAGCCCAUAUACUGCCAUGUCUCUAAACGACAAGUAAAACAUUUAUUUUUACUUCUUGAUACACUAGAAAAUGAAGAUGUUGGAGAGCUGGCUCAGUGGUUGAGCUCAUUUGUUACUCCUGAGGAGGACCUGGGCUCCAUCUCCAGCACCUAUAUGGUGACUCACAAUUGUCUGCAACUCCAGGACAUCCAACGACCUCUUUUGACCUUGGCAGGUGUCAGGAAUGCAUGGGAUGCACACACAUGCACACAAGCAAAAUUCUCAUAUACAUAAAAUAAUUAAAUUAAAAGAAAAAUUAUCAAUGCUGUUGCACACCUUUAAUUCCGGCACUUGGGAUGCAGAGGCAGGCAGAUCUCUGUCAGUUCAAGGUCAGCUUCAUCUACAGAGUGGAUAGCUGGGCUACACAGAGAAACUUUUAUGUCAAGGGGGGUGGGGGAAAUGGGGAGAAAGCCAGUAAAAGGAGAAAAAUGAAGCUGUAAAACAAUUUGUAAAAAACAAAGUUAUACCAAUAAAGGCAAUUAUUAGAAGUGGGGUGCAGGAUCUUGCCCUAAUUAUACAAAAGCAAAUAUUUCUCAAAUCAAGCCAACUACCAAAAUUAUGUAUAUUUAAAUUAUUCCCCAUAGACUAUCAUACCAUUUGGUCAUACAGUCCAACAUGGACAGAGAUGACUAAGUAUACUAUUGGGUCUUUAAGAAAAAGAAGCAACCCAGGGACGUGAACCCAUGUUAGGCACGCAUUCUCCACAGAGCUGCAUUCUGAGCCCAUAUCAAGUCUUAUUUUAUUCUGUGAUCAUAUAAAAGUUUAAAAGGCCAUAAUUUUAGUAAACAAAAACUCCGCAAAGAAACUAUGAUGGUUCAAGUCUACUGGAGCAGCUUCACAUCAAAAGCUCUCAAACAGCAGCCACACUGGAUCCCAGCACUGAGAGGGCUAAGUGGGCACAGGCCCACUCCUAACCAAGAAGCAGUGUGCAGUUGGUACCUGCUAGAAAGGGGAAAUCACUGAGUUCCAUCGCCCCCAUUCCAGGGCGGGCAGUGCCAUGCUGAGCAGUAGCUAGCCAACACAGAAUGAACUCUGUGGUGUUUUUGUGGACUUUUUGCUCCAUUUUAGCCUUUUUAAUUAUUCUAAAAUUGUAUUUAUUUAGUCUUACUAGUCUUUUGCUUGUUUAUUUUGAUUUCAUUUGGGUAGUUUGUUUUAAGAGAGGGAGAACAUAAUGUGAGAUGAGGAGAUUUGGGGAGGAUCUGGGAGGAGUUGGGAGAGUGGAAAACAAGAUGCAAAUAUAUUGUAUGAAAAUUUAAUUUAAAAAAAGAUACAAGCGGGCUGGAGAGAUGGCUCAGCAGUUAAGAACACUGACUGCUCUUCCAGAGGUCCUGAGUUGAAUUCCCAGCAACCACAUGGUGGCUCACAACCAUCUGUAAUGAGAUCUGAAGCCCUCUACUGGUCUGUCUGAAGACAGCUACAGUGUACUCAUAUAAAUAAAAUAAAUCUUUAAAAAAAUACAACCAUCUUUUUUGAAGUCCUCAAAUUCUGGCUUGCCUUUUCACACAUCAUGUUAUAUUGAGAUAGCUCUCUGUCUCUCAUAUUUGGUAAAAAUUAAGCCAGUAAUUUAAGAUGAAUUUUUAAAAUCCUGUUGAUUGAUUAAACAUUUUAUUUUUUUUUAAAUAUUCUAAUGUCCCCCCCAAUUUAAGUCCUAAAGCUAGCAAAACAUACAAGUAGGCUUGUAAUAAUUAUAUGUUCUUAGAAGUAAUGACUGUGUAAAUUUUAUCACCAUUUAAAAGCCUUCUCAUCCAAAUAAAAUGCUAUAGUAUUUCUCUGGAUAGGCAGUGCAGAAGCGUCCUGAAAAGAACACCGGACUGGGAGUCAUGAGUUCUAGUGGGGACCCUGCACUGUCUAACUAAAUGACCCUGGGAGAUCUCCUUUAGUGAAGGCAAUAGAAGCCUUCUUAAACCCCAUCACCUAAACAAAUGCACAGGUAAAAUCGUUUUAAAAUGUUGGGUUUCUUGGAUUACUUCUUCGAGUCAACCACAGUGCACUGAAAUUGAGGCAGUUUCCCCUUGCCUGUCCAAAUUGACACCAGCAACUUUUCGUUUUCUCCCUCUGCAAUACUAAGUAUACACAGAUGAUACUAGUGAUCCGUAACUAGGUGACUACUGACCCAUCAAUUCUCAUUUUGCCUUACUUUCCCUAUGACUAGUUGGCUGACCAUAGUCUGUGGUUAUGAAACAGCAUACUGUGGGUGAGCCCAAUCAACUCAGCUGACUGACUUGCGGGCAGACAAUUUAAACCAGUCAUCUUUAAGAAAAGCUAUUAUAAUAUUGGACCACAUUUUUGCAAAAACGCCUGGAAAUCAGACACCUACAAUCAAUUUCAUUGAAAAGAUUAGUGUUCAGUCUAUGCUUUUGAAAUCUGGUUCAAAACACACCCAGGUGAAAAGUCGGGAGAAGGUGAUGUUCGCAGCAUAGCACAGCACCCCUAUAAAA